Messenger RNA from Hippopotamus amphibius kiboko, 1997 nucleotides. RefSeq names its product histocompatibility minor 13 (gene HM13). The record is from RefSeq and is a predicted model, not a curated record. The transcript has 14 exons. Gene Ontology annotation, cellular component: lumenal side of endoplasmic reticulum membrane; membrane; cytoplasmic side of endoplasmic reticulum membrane. Gene Ontology annotation, biological process: membrane protein proteolysis. Bases 88 to 1533 code for a protein of 481 amino acids. Gene Ontology annotation, molecular function: aspartic endopeptidase activity, intramembrane cleaving. NCBI's taxonomy places the organism in Eukaryota, Metazoa, Chordata, Mammalia, Artiodactyla, Hippopotamidae.
CGUGGCUUUCCCCACAACGCCCGUCUUCCCUUUGCGUCUCUGCUGCAGCGGCCGGAGCUGGAGUCGGACCCCGAGCGCAGCCUUACCAUGGACUCGGCCCUCAGCGACCCGCACAACGGCAGUGCCGAGGCAGGCGGCCCAACCAACGGCACGACGCGGCCGCCUUCCACGCCCGAGGGCAUCGCGCUGGCCUACGGCAGCCUGCUACUCAUGGCGCUGCUGCCCAUCUUCUUCGGCGCCCUGCGCUCCGUGCGCUGCGCCCGCGGCAAGAAUGCUUCGGACAUGCCCGAGACCAUCACCAGCCGGGACGCCGCCCGGUUCCCCAUCAUUGCCAGCUGUACGCUCUUGGGGCUCUACCUCUUUUUCAAAAUAUUCUCCCAGGAGUACAUCAACCUCUUGCUGUCCAUGUAUUUCUUCGUCCUGGGAAUCCUGGCCCUGUCCCACACCAUCAGCCCCUUCAUGAAUAAGUUUUUUCCAGCCAACUUCCCAAAUCGACAGUACCAGCUGCUCUUCACGCAGGGCUCUGGGGAGAACAAGGAAGAGAUCAUCAAUUAUGAGUUUGACACCAAGGACCUGGUGUGCCUGGGCCUGAGCAGCAUCGUCGGCGUCUGGUACCUGCUGAGGAAGCACUGGAUUGCCAACAACCUCUUCGGCCUGGCCUUCUCCCUUAACGGGGUGGAGCUCCUGCACCUGAACAACGUCAGCACCGGCUGCAUCCUGCUGGGCGGGCUCUUCAUCUACGAUGUCUUCUGGGUAUUUGGCACCAAUGUGAUGGUGACAGUGGCCAAGUCCUUUGAGGCACCAAUAAAAUUGGUGUUUCCCCAGGAUCUGCUGGAGAAGGGCCUGGAAGCGGACAACUUUGCCAUGCUGGGACUCGGAGACAUCGUCAUCCCAGGCAUCUUCAUCGCCUUGCUGCUGCGUUUUGACAUCAGUUUGAAGAAGAACACCCACACCUACUUCUACACCAGCUUUGCAGCCUACAUCUUCGGCCUGGGCCUGACCAUCUUCAUCAUGCACAUCUUCAAACAUGCCCAGCCUGCCCUCCUAUACCUGGUCCCCGCCUGCAUUGGCUUUCCUGUCCUGGUGGCACUGGCCAAGGGAGAAGUGACAGAGAUGUUCAGCUACGAGUCCUCGGCGGAAAUCCUGCCUCACACGCCGAGGCUCACCCACUUCCCCACAGUCUCGGGCUCCCCAGCCAGCCUGGCGGACUCCAUGCAGCAGAAGCUAGCUGGCCCUCGCCGCCGGCGCCCGCAGAAUCCCAGCGCCAUUGGAAGGUUCAAGAAGCUUAAAAUUGGUCUGCACAAGCCCAAGCCCAACCUCUCCUCCAUUUGCCGCUGCCCUUGCCACCUCUUGGCACCACCAGGCACAGAGAAAGUGGAGCAAGCAGCCUGUCUGAGGAGGGCGCCCAGCGGGGCCGGGCCAAGUCCUGGAAGUUAUGAGGAGUCAAAUCCUAAGGAUCCAGCAGCAGUGACAGAAUCCAAAGAGGGAACAGAGACCUCGGCAUUGAAGGGGCUGGAGAAGAAGGAGAAGUGAUGCGGCUGGUGCCUGACCCUCUGAGGGCCAGACAGGGUGGCCUCACACAGGCUUGCGAGGCAGCGGUCCUGCCGCAGGGGGGCAGUAGCUCCAGAAGAGGGGCAGGGGCAGCAGGCUCCCUCCAGCAGGGCCUCUGGGGCCUGGUUCCCUCUCCCCCUUCUCUGGCCUUCCUCUGCCUCUCCCCAUUCCCUGCCCGCAAAGGAAGCCCCCAACUCCCCCCACCCCCCAGGUGCCAGGUGGGAAAAGUGGGUCUGAUUUUUAGACUUUUGUAUUGUGGACUGACUUUGCCUCACAUUAAAAACUCAUCCCAUUGCCCGGGCAGGCCGCUGUGCUUCUGAAAGUUUCUCACCCAGUAUCUUACAGUGGGUUUACCAGCUGUCACCCUCACACUUUGCUGGAAGGAACGGGGCAGUGGACUGUCGCAGCCUGCGUUGAGGCCCUGACCUCUGGGCCCCUCCGUCCUG